AUGGCCGCCGCCGCCCUCGCCCGGCGGCGCCUCCUCCGCCUCCUCGCGUCGAGCCCGAACCGUAAAGCCCUCUCCCUCUCCUCCAGCCCCUCCCCCUCCUUCGACGCUCCGGCAACCGCCCGCCAGCGCGACCCCGAGCGCGAGGGCGACCUCCUCUCCCGGCGCCUCCUCCGUCUCCACUCGAUGGGCUCGGUCGCCGCCGCCAUCGAGGGAUGGGCCCAGAUGCGCGGCCGCGUCUCGCGGGCGGACCUCCAUCGCGCCGUCUCCCAGCUCCGGCGCGCGCGCCGCUACAAUCACGCGCUCGAGAUUUUAUCAUGGAUGGACUCACGCAAAGAUAUUAAACUAUCACCAUCGGAUCAUGCAGCUAGACUGGACUUGAUUGGGAAAGUACACGGUACUUCACAAGCUGAGGAAUACUACAACCAACUACAGAAACCUGCUUCUAGGGAAGCUGCGUCAUUCCCUCUCCUCCAUUGCUAUGUUGCUGAAAGAAAUGUUCAGAAAGCUGAGAACCUUAUGGCUAGUCUGCAGAGCGUUGGGCUGCCAGUUGAUCCUCACUCGUUCAAUGAAAUGCUGAAGCUUUAUGUUGCAACAUGCCAGUAUGAGAAGGUACAUAGUGUGAUCAAUCUGAUGAAACGGAACAAUAUCCCCAGAAAUGCUCUCUCAUAUAACCUUUGGAUGAACGCAUGUUCUGUAUCUGGUGUUGCCUCUGUACAAUCAGCGUUCAACGAGAUGGUUAAUGAUGGUAUGGUUGAGGUUGGUUGGAGCGCAUACUGUACAUUGGCCAACAUCUUCAGGAAGCAUGGACUGAAUAGUAAAGCCCUGGCUUGCCUCAGGACGGCCGAAACAAAAUUAUCAAGAACACAACGCUUAGGAUAUUUUUUUGUAAUGACAUGUUAUGCGGGUCUCAAUGAUAGCGACGGGGUUACGAGACUGUGGGAGGCUAGUAAAUGUGUCCCUGGAAGAAUCCCUGCUGCAAACUACAUGAGUGCUAUUAUAUCUUUGAUAAGAGUUGGUGAUAUUGACCAGGCUGAGUGGAUGUUUGGAAGCUGGGAAUUGGAGUGCUGGAAGUAUGAUGUGCGGGUUUCAAAUGUUCUUCUAGGCGCUUAUGUGAGGAAUGGCUGGAUUGAAAAGGCUGAGAAGCUCCAUCUCCAUGUGCUAGAGAAAGGCGGACACCCAAACUACAAGACGUGGGAGAUACUGCUGGAGGGAUUUGUUGAGAGUAACCAGAUGGACAAAGCUGUCAAUGCCAUGAAGAAAGCUUUAUCUUCAAUGAAGAGCUGUCGUUGGAGACCUCCACUCAAACUAGUUGAGGCCAUCGCAGCAUUCUUCGAGGAGCAAGGAAAUGCAGACGAUGCAAACAGAUACAUUAAGGUUCUUCAAAAGUUUAACUUGACAAGCUUGCCCUUGUACAAGUCCGUGCUCCGAACGUAUAUUAAAGCUGACACUGUGGCAACUGAUAUUGCUGAGAUGAUAGCAAGAGACCAGAUAGUUAUGGACGAAGAAAUGGACCACUUGAUCAUACGUGCUAGCAAGAUAGAUACCAGAUGCAAUGUGUAACUUUGAAAUG
Messenger RNA from Lolium rigidum, 1570 nucleotides. Its product is annotated as pentatricopeptide repeat-containing protein At5g27460-like. Gene Ontology annotation, molecular function: protein binding. Lineage: Eukaryota; Viridiplantae; Streptophyta; Magnoliopsida; Poales; Poaceae. Gene Ontology annotation, cellular component: mitochondrion. The transcript has 2 exons. Bases 1 to 1560 code for a protein of 519 amino acids. The record is from RefSeq and is a predicted model, not a curated record.